Molecule: messenger RNA, 5738 nt
Organism: Microdochium trichocladiopsis
Lineage: Eukaryota; Fungi; Ascomycota; Sordariomycetes; Xylariales; Microdochiaceae
Exons: 2
Coding region: 182-5533 (1783 amino acids)
Molecular function (GO): protein binding
Source: RefSeq, a predicted model, not a curated record
CAACGGCGGCGGCGGCCACAGCGUCGACGACCGCUAUCGCCGUCUCCUCCAGCUGUCGCACCAAUGGGGCAUCGGCUUCACCAAGCCCCCGCCUUCGCCCCUGCCCAGGCCCGAGGGCGUGCCUUCGCACCGCACCCCGCAAGACGACACUUUGGCUGAGGAGCUGCUGAAGCGGCAGCGCAUGGUCGAGUCGCAUGCCGACCACCAGUCCAGGGGCAGCAUCUCGCGCGCCUUCACCACCAAGAAGAAGGGCUGGGAGUACAAGGAGAUCUACAAUGCCCUCGUCGCCCACGUCGCCGAUCGCGGCUCCCCAGGUGUCGCAGAGGCCCUCGUCGCCAAGCUGCAGAUGGUCGGCGGCAACCUCAACCUCCAGCAGAACAAGAGCCGGUCCGGCCUGCUUAGCCGGAGGAAGAGCCUGGACUUGGCUGAGCGCAGCCAGAUCCUACAGAUGGCAGUCAAGAACUGCCAGCUCGAGCUUGUCGAGGUCCUUCUGCCCUACGCCGACACCCUGAGCUUGGACACGUCGCUCCCCAUCGCCAUACGAGCGCAGCAUGAGCCCAUCACGGCCUUGCUCGUGCGGUAUGGCGCUGGCGCUGCGCAGACGGCCGACGGCCAAGACGCCUUCCGUCAGGCAUGCGCCGUGGGUGGACAAGCUGGGAUCAUCGGGCACAUCCUCUCUUCCGAUGGCCGACCGCCGGUCUCUUGGGUGUCGCAAUGCAUGGUGGAAGCUGCCAGGGCUGGCUGUGCCGAGACGGUUGCGCAGCUUAGCCAAUCGACAGCAGACGGUAGCCAUGAUGGCGCUGCGGCGCUAAAGACGGCGGUGGCCAUGGGCCGAAGAGACAUUGCGCUUGCCAUUGCGCUGGGCAAUCGGCCACCGAUCCAGCCUGGGCUCAAUGAAGCUUUCCAGCAGCUAUUGGACCAUCAGACAAUCUCACCCAACGAGAAGAUGGCCAUGGUCGAGGUUCUCCUCUGCAUAGGGGCCAACGGCGAUCCCGUGGCAUCAUAUCUGGCUUCGGCCUGUGAGAAUGAGCUGUACGAGAUGGUCGGUCUUCUGGUCGCUUAUGGGGCGUCACUCGACUACGCGGAUGCCAAAGCUGCCAAGAGGGCUGUUUCCAAGGGCAAUCUGGACUUGCUUCAGGUGAUGUUGGGAGGCAGCUCAAGGCUGGAGGCGGCGCAAGCAUCAACAUGCCUGGAGCUACUGCCAAAGAAUGUCGGCCCGGAAGACAGGCUGUCCUUUCUCAAGCUGCUCUUGAAGGAGGGAGCAGUGGGACCACAGCUCGACGAGACCUUGGUGGAAUGCGUCGAGGCAGAUGAUCUUGAUUCCGUGCUGCUUCUUGUCGACCCAGACUCCCUCACUCCAGAAGGGAUGCCUGCACGUGCUCACGGCAUGCCUUCAGCAAACCACAAAGGGGGCUUGGGUUUGCAGAUUGCCCUGUCAAAACCCAAUGUUGACAUCGCCAAGGCCAUCUUGGACAACAAUGCUCCAUCACCUGACGUCCUUGCACACAUCUUUCUGACAACACAACAACUUCCGCCGCCGGCACGACACGAGAUCACCGAGCUGUUCCUCAAGGCUGGUCUCUCUGGACCUACUGUGCAAUCCGCACUGGAGAGCGCGAUCAUGCAGACUCCACCACAUCGCGAUGACAAGCUUCUUGGUAUCCUGCUCAGAGCCUGCGCAGGAGACGCCGCUGUCAAUGAUGGACGAGCUAUCAAUGCUGCAAUCGCACAGCAGGACGUGGGCCUCCUUGAAAGCUUGCUGGGCGCAGGACCUCCGCCAGCCGUCAUAGCAUCUGCAGUCCUCAAGGCUGUGGCCACGGACAAGAGCGAAAUACGGUACCAGAUGGUAGACCUUCUGCUUCGUGCUGGCGCUGCGCACGGUGGGCCCGCGGUAGCAUCGGCGGCGGCGUCCGUCAUCCUAAAGCAACCCACCGACAAGGCAUUGCUGAAGCUGCUACUACAGAGCGGCAUGGACAUCAACAACAACGAAGGGAGCGUGGUUCUCCAUGCCGUGGAAAACCCAGACUUCGAGGUCUUCAAGAUGGUGUUUGACCAUACUCAACCUUCCCAGGCGACACUGGAGCAUGCCGUGCGGCGGUUUCACAAGGUUCCUGCCUCAAGUCUCAAGAGCGAAAAGCUGGUUAUCCUACUUCCACUUGUGCAAAAUCGUGAAGUAAUUGCGCAGCUGCUGAUCAGUGACCUGCGGGCAGUGGUCAACAUGCCAGCCAAGGAGAGGAAUCUGGCUUCUGUCCAAACACUGUUGGCGAAUGGCGCCGAUGUCAAUUACAAGCAUGGCGAGGCCCUUCAUGUGGCUGUCGCGGCCAAGAGCGAGCCGCUGUUUGAUCUUCUGCUGUCAGUGAAGCCAGACGCGAAAUCAAUGGCGUUCACGAUGCCCGUCGCGCUGCGCAUUCGGGAGCCGACGGAACGGCUGGCGUUUGCAAAGAAGAUUCUGGACCGGGGCAUACCACCAAGCGAAGUCAACCGUGCCUUGGUGUUCGCGGUCAAGACGUAUCGCGAUGACAUCCCCCUCAUCGAAGCCAUGCUGGCUGUGGCUGACACGCAAGACGGCACAGUCCUUCUCGAGGCCAUCAAAUCGGAGCAGGGCGAUGUAGUGGAGCUGAUCCUCGCACAGAAGAAAUUCUCCCAGGACAUCCUGAACAUGGGCUUCUCCCAGGCAGUCACUGGUCGGAACAGGAGAACACGCAGUCUCUCUUGCAACAGUUUGCUGAAAGCCGGUGCUUCAGGGGAAGUCGUCUCCGACGCGUUGCUCGCCGCUGCGUCUGACGGCGACGUCGAUCUGGGCACCAUCCUGGUCCAGAACGGCGGCAGUGUCGAGCACAGAAAUGGCCAGGCCAUUAUUGCGGCGUGCAAGUCCGGCUCGACUGAUGUGCUACAGAUGCUGCUAGCUGGCGACCAAGAGGUCCCCCAGGCUAUCUUGCAGCAGUGUUUCCAGGCUGCGACGGAGAUUGGCGAUCUAAAAAAACGCGAGGAAAUCUUCCAGGUGCUGUUGGAGCUGGGUGUCACUGGCGAAGUCGUUCACGCACAACUUAUCUCCGCUGCGAGAUAUGGCGAGCUGGGCACCGACCUUCUCGUACUACUGCUCAAAUAUGGCGCGAGCCCGGACUACAACGAUGGUGAGGCUGUCGAGAAGGCUGCCAGGACUGCCUCACUGGCUAAUCUCAAGAUCCUGUUGGGUCUUGCUGAGAACCCUGCCGUGACGCAGAAGAAGCCAUCGUCGCACACGUUGGUGCGCGCUCUGGACGCUAGCUGGGACCUCAACCCAAAGACGAGACUCACGGUAGUGCAGUGGAUUUUCGAGGCAGGGAAGCCUGUUCCAAGCGCCGUGCAUGCUGCACUGGGCCGCGCUGUUAAUGAGGAGGAGCCUGACGCGGACCUCAUUCACGUCCUGGUCAACAACCGGGCGUCUCCCGUGGUCAAUGAUUGCAGGACCCUGAUCGAUGGAGCCAAGAUCCUGCCGGUGCCCGCAUUCGCAUCUCUCAUGGAGGCGAGGGUCUCUCCUGCUGAUGCGUCGCUCGCGUUCGGCAGUGUUUUCGGGCCUGACAAUGUCGCAUCAUGGCUGACCGAACGCGGUUAUGGAGUUGCCAAACUUCUGCUUGAGCAUGGCGCCAAGGGGCCCGAGGUCAAUUCUGCUCUUGCUGGCUGUGUUGGCGCUCGGGAAAACGACACGGCAGAUCUCGUGCUCAAAUUCCUCGAGGUCCUGCUGCAUGGUGGUGCGGAUGUCAACUACAACGACGGCGAAACCCUCCGGAUGGCUGCGCGAGCCGGCGACGCUGGCAUACUGCGACGACUCUUGCAGGAGAAGCCAAAUUCAGAAACCCUGACCUGGGCGUUCCCCAGCGUUUUCGAUGCGGAGGUCAACGAGAAUGAGGUGGGCAAGCUCAUCACCCUAUUUACCGAGUACAGCGAUGGCAAGCAUCAGCUUGAUGUCAUGUCGGUGCCGCCAGGAUCCCAGCCGGUGCUGUACCGCGCCUUGUCGCAGUUUCCACGGUCAACCAAGAUUCUUGGCGCUCUGCUUGACGCUGGUUACUACCACGAACAGAUGAUCAACUACCAGGUGCUGCCGCAAGUUGAUGAGGAGGAGCCGGUGACGCUGCUGAUGUGGGCCCUGCUUCAGCCGCAGAAGAAGAUCAGCAGUGCAGUGAUUCAGCUGCUGAUUGAGCGCGGAGCCAAUGUACAAUUCGAGACCCGUGUCUCCCACAUCACCCCACUGAUGAUCGCCAUCCAAGAACGUCGGCAGGACAUUGUCAAGUCACUACUCCUCGCAGGUGCUGAAGUCGACACUGCCGACUUCGUUGGCAAUUCGCCUCUUUCCAUGGCAUCUGCAAUCGGCGGGGAUUUAUCAAUACAGAUCAUGUCGAACCUUUUGGCGGCAGGGGCGUCCAAGAACGACGGCUCGCUGCACAACGCGGCAAGAGACUUGAAUCUGCAAGCGAUCCAGGUCCUCAUGGAGUACGAGCACGACCCGGACUUUCCAAGCCCGAUACACGGUGGCAGAAGUGCCCUUGGGGAGCUAUGUCGACACGCUGCCGACAACGGCCCCAUCGCUGGAGCACGAGAGAAGGCAAUGGAGAGGGCAAUCGAGUUUCUGCUCAAGAAUGAUACAGACAUCACCCUGCAGAUUGAAGGCAAGACUGUGCUUCAUCUGGCGCUCGAGUCUGCUGAUCCUUUGACCACGACCAAAGUACUAUUGCGAGCCGGCAUGUGGAAGCAUGUCAACAAGCCAUUCAACCAGUACUCCGACGGGACCUUCAUAUACUCGCCGACCAUGUACGUCCAGCGCGUCCUCCCGGACUCGGAGUUCAAGGCGCCACUCACCACGCUGCUCCGCAACAACCGCGGCACAGAUGUCUACUACGCGGUCCAAGGCCCGCAGCCCGACGACGCUGUCGGCAUGCCCACCCAUAUCCAAGUUGAAGAACAGGAACGUCGCGCUCGCGUGGAGCGCCACCGCAAGGAAGCCGAGGAGCACCUGCUCGCAGUGCAGCGGAGCAAGGAGCUGGCGGCUGUACAACAACAAAUCUGGGCAGACCAGGCGGAGCUUGAAGACGCACGCAAGAAGCGCGCCCACCAGAGCGACAUGUCUGCCAUCAUGGAGCGGGCGCGUGUGGAAGAGGACAACUUCAACGCCCUACUCCGGCAGCAGCGGAUGAAGCAGAACGUCGAGAUGAGCCACCAGCAGGCCCUGACGCGGGCGUCGAUCCAGCGCGUCAAGGAGGUCGGCGAAGUCGAGGCGGGUCUCGAGACCAAGAACCAGGCGCGCAUGCUCGCGUGGGAGCGCGACAUGGGCAACGAGCGCGUGGGCAAUGCCAGCCAGCUCAGCAGCAUCCGCCUGCGCGAGCGCGAGGAGGUGGAGAAGUUCGACAAGGCCGCCGACAACCGCACCAAGGACCGGCUCAAGGAGCAGAAGAAGCUUGUCGACAGCCAGAACCAGCUCGCCGGCACGCUUGGGAGCAACGGCGUGCAUGGCAGGAGGCAGAUUGGAUACGUCAUGGGCGAGCUGGGUCCCGACUGAAAGUCCAGUUUGUGGCUUUGCGUCCCGGCUGCUUUGAGAGGACAUGAUGGUGUGUGUGUGUGUGUACGACCCAUGGGAAAGGAGUUAAAGGAUGCUGGAUAAACGGCAUCAGUGCGAUUUUGCGGUAUAUUCUUUGUACGAAACUGUUGUAUUUAAGACUUUGAUGUAAUUACUUUGACUACAAUACCUACUAUUGUGCGGCACA